This is a messenger RNA of Cavenderia fasciculata, 696 nucleotides long. RefSeq names its product component of the counting factor complex. NCBI's taxonomy places the organism in Eukaryota, Evosea, Eumycetozoa, Acytosteliales, Cavenderiaceae. The transcript has a single exon. Bases 1 to 696 code for a protein of 231 amino acids. The record is from RefSeq and is a predicted model, not a curated record.
AUGUUGAAACAAAUAUUAUUUAUACUUUUGUCUAUUUUAGUUUGUUCCUCUAUUGGAUCAUCAUCAUUCCAAGUUGCAUCGACCUUUCCAAUUUGCAGUUCUUGUGUUAGUAAUUGUCAACAACUCGAUGCAGAUGCUAUUAACAUCAUAGCCAAUGGUGGACUGAUAAGUACCUGUGCUGGCUUGUGUGGAUACUUUGCAGGUGAUGAAAAACAAGUAUGUACAGCUGCUUGUAAUAAUAUAGGAUUGGAUCCGUUCAUCCAAAUAAUCACAGACGAGCAAGUUGCCGACCCCAUCUAUUUCUGUCAAUCUGUCAGGUUAUGUCCAACCAACAGUGGUACUACAGGUUCUGCAACCGUCGAUGUUGCUACCACACCUUCAAGUGGGCCACUAGGUACCACCUUUUCUGUAACUGCUACCUAUACUAUUAUCUCUCCUUUUAAUAUUGGUCAGAUUGCCAUCAAGAUUAUCGAUCCUGCUGUCAACUUUUUUGGUGGUGAUCAACUCAUUACCAAUGUCGUUCCAGGUACCUAUACAUACACAUACCAAUUCACAGCCGAGCCAUCUGAACAAGAACCUUUCAGCAGUGGUCUUUACAAAGUAGUCGUCUCUGUUUGUACUGGUACAUGUGGAUUAUCCAGUCCAGGUACUCUCACCUUAGCUUUAGAAGACACUUCCUUUACUAUCAAUAACUAG